Molecule: messenger RNA, 789 nt
Organism: Stomoxys calcitrans (stable fly)
Lineage: Eukaryota; Metazoa; Arthropoda; Insecta; Diptera; Muscidae
Exons: 2
Coding region: 18-737 (239 amino acids)
Source: RefSeq, a predicted model, not a curated record
UUGAAUUUAUUUGUAAUAUGGCACUCUUCUUUUACAAAUCGCUUGGAUUUUGCGUUAUUGUAGUGUGCACUUUAGGUAUUGUAAAAUCUGCUGGGGAAUACAAUCAAAAGGAUCAGCACUAUGCAGAUGUUUUAAAAUUGACACAGGAGGCACAAACAUUGCAAACCAAACUGGGGGGUUUGAAGAAGAGAUCUCUAAAUCAACUUAAAAUUUUAGAGAAUUCGGGCUUUUGUCAAAAAGAGUCUCCGCUACCGGACCAUUGCCAUCAACACUUUGUUUUCUUUGAGGCAGUCAAUGUCAAAUACCAAAUUUUAGAGGAACAUGUUCUCACUAAAUUGAUUGGUUUACAAAACGAUCAAAGCUUAAACUUUCAAGAAAUUCUAAAGAAUUGCUUUUCAUCUGAAUUGGUUUCAGUGGAUAAUGAUAUGCCGAAGCCUUUGAAGGAAAUCAGUGAGAAAAUGCACACACUAGAGAAGCGAUUGAUUUCUUUGACACACCUACGCUUGCUUGUGGAAGAACAAAGUACUAGACGCAUACAACUUUUACAAGCUAUUGACGUUAAACUGUCCCAAAAUGAAGCAACUUUAAAGGGUUUCGAAAAGAAUAUUGCAUGUUCCAAAAGGGUUAUUGAUGAAAUUAGGACCGAAUCAUCACUUAAUUACUAUCACCGAUUGCCCAUGAAUAUUAUUUUGGGAAAAAAUAUUAAAUCAAGAGUAAGCCAAGCAAUCACUAAAUAAUGCUUUGGAAGUAUAUACAUAUUAAAAAAGAUAUGGAACAUAAAAAAAAAUA